UGUGAGGCUGAGGGUCAGUCUACAGACACAAACACAUUCUGAUAUCAGACUUCACAUGUUCAGUUGGAGCAGACAACGUCCACGCGGCUCCGAAAGCUUCUGAACACUCCAAACAUUUUUGUUCCCGACCUCGUCCGAGACUCUCCAAACACUUCAGACGUCCAACAGUUGGGCCGGCGUGAUAUGAUGACCCCUAUGUCUUGGGAGAAUUAACUGAAGAGGUGUGAAGGUGUGAAGGUGUGGACUCUGCUAUGAAUCAGUGUGAGAACAGAGAGGAGGGAGUCUCUCCCUCUAAAAUCACUCAGUUUGGGGAACAUGACAGCCAGACCAAAACUCAGAGGCAGAAGAAGCAGCAAGCAGACUUUCCUGUAUCCAGCUGUGCGUCCAUGAAGAGUGAUCACUCGCAAGGACAACAUGUUGACUUCAAACAUGGACAGAAGUCUGCUGAGCAAAAGAUCCGUCAGCAGAGAUCAGAUCCCUCUGGAAGCAGCUGUGUGUCCAUGAAGAGUGAUCACUCGCAGGGACAACAUGUUGACUUCAAACAUGGACAGAAGUCUGCUGAGCAAAAGAUCCGUCAGCAGAGAUCUGAUCCCUCUGGAAGCAGCUGUGUGUCCAUGAAGAGUGAUCACUCGCAGGGACAACAUGUUGACUUCAGACAUGGACAGAAGUCUGCUGAGCAAACACUUCAGCUUCAGAGUUCCACAGUUUCCAGUGGUCAGUCUACACGGCAACAUCGAAUAGACCUGGACUCCAUAUUCAUGCUGCUUGAGGAAAACAUUGUCACUUUUGUGAAGAAUGAGCUAAGGAAGUUCCAAAGGCUUCUGAGUCCAGAUUACCCAGAAUGCUCCAAAAGUGACGAUGAAGAGGUGGUGGAUGGUGAGGAAGAAGAGCAGAGAGUGAGCAGCAGAGAGGCAUUUCUAAAGAUAACACUGCAGUUCCUGAGGAGGAUGAAGCAAGAGGAGCUGGCUGACUGUCUGCAGAGCAGAAAUAGUGCUGCAGCUCUCUUAUGUCAGCGUAAACUCAAGUCUAAUCUGAAGAAGAAGUUCCAGUGUGUGUUUGAGGGGAUCGCUAAAGCAGGUAACCCAACCCUUCUGAAUCAGAUCUACACAGAGCUCUACAUCACAGAGGGAGGUACUGCAGAGGUCAAUGAUGAACAUGAGGUCAGACAGAUUGAAACUGCAACCUGGAAACCAGCAACACUGGAAACAACAAUCAGACAAGAAGACAUCUUUAAAGCCUCACCUGGAAGAGACGAACCAAUCAGAACAGUGAUGACGAAGGGAGUGGCUGGCAUCGGGAAAACAGUCUUAACACAGAAGUUCACUCUGGACUGGGCUGAAGACAAAGCCAACCAGGACAUACAGUUCACAUUUCCAUUCACUUUCAGAGAGCUGAAUGUGCUGAAAGAGAAAAAGUUCAGCUUGGUGGAACUUGUUCAUCACUUCUUCACUGAAACCAAAGAAGCAGGAAUCUGCAGGUUUGAAGAGUUCCAGGUUGUGUUCAUCUUUGACGGUCUGGAUGAGUGUCGACUUCCUCUGGACUUCCACAACACUGAGAUCCUGACUGAUGUUAGAGAGUCCACCUCAGUGGAUGUGCUGCUGACAAACCUCAUCAGGGGGAAACUGCUUCCCUCUGCUCGCCUCUGGAUAACCACACGACCUGCAGCAGCCAAUCAGAUCCCUCCUGGGUGUGUCGCCAUGGUGACAGAGGUCAGAGGGUUCACUGACCCACAGAAGGAGGAGUACUUCAGGAAGAGAUUCAGAGAUGAGGAGCAGGCCAGCAGAAUCAUCUCCCACAUCAAGACAUCACGAAGCCUCCACAUCAUGUGCCACAUCCCAGUCUUCUGCUGGAUCACUGCUACAGUUCUGGAGGACAUGUUUAAAACCAGAGAGGGAGGAGAUCUGCCCAAGACCCUGACUCAGAUGUACAUCCACUUCCUGGUGGUUCUGUACAAACUGAAGAACGUCAAGUAUGAUGGAGGAGCUGAGAGAGAUUCACACUGGACUCCAGAGAGCAAGAAAAUGAUUGAGUCUCUGGGAAAACUGGCUUUUGAGCAGCUCCAGAAAGGAAAUCUGAUCUUCUAUGAAUCAGACCUGACAGACUGUGGCAUUGAUAUCAACAAAGCCUCAGUGUACUCAGGAGUGUUCACAGAGAUCUUUAAAGAGGAGAGUGGACUGUACCAAGACAAGGUGUUCUGCUUCAUCCAUCUGAGUGUUCAGGAGUUUCUGGCUGCUCUUCAUGUCCAUCUGACAUUCAUCAACUCUGGAGUCAAUCUGCUGGCAGAAGAACAAACAAAAUCCCAAAAAUCAAAAGUUUUCAGAGACAAAUCUAAACUGAAACAUCUCUACCAGAAUGCGGUGGACAAGGCCUUAGAGAGUCCAAAUGGACACUUGGACUUGUUCCUCCGCUUCCUCCUGGGUUUUUCACUGGAGACCAAUCAGAAUCUCCUACGAGGUCUGCUGAUACAGACAAGAAAUAGAUCAAAGACCAAUCAGGAAACAGUCCAGUACAUCAAGAAGAAGAUCAGUGAGAGUUUGUCUCCAGAGAGAAGCAUCAAUCUGUUCCACUGUCUGAAUGAACUGAAUGAUGGUUCUCUAGUGGAGGAGAUCCAACAGUCCCUGAGUUCAGGAAGUCUCUCCACAGAUAAACUGUCUCCUGCUCAGUGGUCAGCUCUGGUCUUCAUCUUACUGUCAUCAGAGAAAGAUCUGGACGUGUUUGACCUGAAGAAAUACUCUGCUUCAGAGGAGGCUCUUCUGAGGCUGCUGCCAGUGGUCAAAGCCUCCAUCAAAGCUCAGCUGAGUGGUUGUAAUAUAUCUUGGAAAGGCUGUGAAGCUCUGUCUUCAGUUCUCAGUGCCCAGUCCUCUAGUCUGAGAGAGCUGGAUCUGAGUAACAACAACUUGCAGGAUUCAGGGUUGAACCUUCUUUCUGCCGGACUAAAGAGUUCACACUGUACAGUAGAAACCCUAAGACUGGGUAUUUGUAAACUGUCAUGGCUGAGCUGUGAAGCUUUGUCUACAGUGCUUAGCUCACAGUCCUCUAGCCUGAGAGAGAUGGACCUGAGUAACAAUGACCUGCAGGAUUCAGGAGUGAAGCAGCUGUCUGCUGGAUUGAAGAGUCCAAACUGUAAACUGGCAACAUUCAGACUGUCAGGCUGUCUGAUCACAGAUGAAGGCUGUUCGGCUCUGGCUUCAGCUCUGGGGUCCAAUCCCUCUCAUCUGAGAGAACUAGACCUGAGCUACAAUCAUCCAGGAGACACAGGAGUAAAGUGGCUGUCCGCUGCACAAGAGGAUCCAGACUGGAGACUGGACACUCUCAGGUUGGACAAUUGUGGAAAGCAGUGUCUAAAACCUGGUCUGAGGAAGUAUGCAUGCAAACUGAUAUUGGACCCAAAUACAGCACACAGAAAGCUCAAACUCUCUGACAACAACACAAAAAUAACACUGGUGGGAGAGAAACAGCAGCAUUUUCCAGAUCAUCCAGACAGAUUUGACCCCUGCUGUCAGCUGCUUUGCAGAACUGGUCUGACUGGUCGCUGUAACUGGGAGGUUGAGUGGAGAGGAGAGGUUGAUAUAGCAGUGACUUACAGAGGAAUAAGUCGGAGAGGAAAUGGUGUUGAAUGCAGAUUUGGAGGGAAUGAUCAGUCCUGGAGUCUGCACUGCUCUAAUGGUGGUUAUGCUGUCUGUCACAAUAACAGAAGGACAGUCCUCCCUCUCUCCUCCUCCUCUGGUAGAGCAGCAGUGUAUGUGGACUGUCCUGCUGGCAUUCUGUCCUUCUACAGAGUCUCCUCUGACUCACUGAUCCACCUCCACACCUUCAACACCACAUUCACUGAACCUCUUUAUCCUGGGUUUGGGUUUGGUUUUGGGUCUGGGGUGGAGUCUUUAAUGUUAUCUCUGGAGUCCUCAGUGUGCCUGUGUUCACUGUAGCAAGGAGAGCCAGAUGGGGUGCUGAUAGAAUAA
This is a messenger RNA of Acanthopagrus latus (yellowfin seabream), 3959 nucleotides long. RefSeq names its product protein NLRC3-like. The transcript is spliced from 15 exons. Bases 252 to 3926 code for a protein of 1224 amino acids. Gene Ontology annotation, molecular function: protein binding. The record is from RefSeq and is a predicted model, not a curated record. Lineage: Eukaryota; Metazoa; Chordata; Actinopteri; Spariformes; Sparidae.